Lodderomyces beijingensis is the source of this 1902-nucleotide messenger RNA. The record is from the annotation of a GenBank genome assembly. NCBI's taxonomy places the organism in Eukaryota, Fungi, Ascomycota, Pichiomycetes, Serinales, Debaryomycetaceae.
AUGACAACUGAUUACAGAGAUCCUUUGAUAGAUUUGCUCAGCGGCGCAGUCGAGUCGCCCCUGCCCAGCGCAGAUGACAUCCAACUAAUCAACAGAAACGGUUCAUUUAACGGUGCAGCUGGUGGUCAUCACUUGUAUCAACAACAUUUCCCGCAGUUUCCCAAUACCCAGAUUCCUCACACCCCGGUGUUGAACCACCAACAAUACUAUAGCAACAACUUUGACUUGACCACCCCAAACGACAUUAGCUCUUAUGAAAAGAUCCAGGAGUUGGAAAAAUCUCCUCCGCAACUGGCGGAGAACAGAGCACCAGGGCAGCAGCAACAACAACAACAACAACAACAACAGCACCAGCUUGAGAAGGAACAAGAUUUCGACUUGCAGCUUUUCAACAGAAACAACACACAGGUACCACCCAUGGAAAAAACGCUUCCACCGAUGCCGCCAUUAUCCGAGUCUGUCUUGCCAAACACUUUGAAGCCCUUGGAGUUUAAUCAAGAAAUCAACCCAUCCAAGCCACCUCAUAUUCAAAUCCAAGGGAACCCAGCCAAGCGCAGAAAAGAAUCCACCGGUCCCAAGGCCAGGCCUGCGUUUGUGAUGAAGAUUUGGUCCAUGGUCAACGACGAUGCCAAUAGCGAAUACAUUAGAUGGAACGAUGACGGCAAAACUUUCCAGGUUUUCCACCGCGAAGACUUUAUGAAGAUUAUUUUGCCAAAGUACUUUAAGCAUAAUAAUUUUGCAAGUUUUGUUAGACAGUUGAACAUGUACGGAUGGCAUAAAGUCCAGGAUAUCAACAAUGGCACGAUGAACCAAAGUUUUGACAAGAAUGGCUCGGACGAAAUCUGGCAGUUUGAAAAUCCCAACUUUGUUAGAGACAGAGAGGACUUGUUGGACAAGAUUGUGAGAAACAAAAGCACCUCUGGCCAGGAUGAAUUGCUUGAUGCUCCUCAUGGCAAUAGCACCAGCAGCAACAUGUCGCUAAUCUUGUCUGAAUUGGAAACCAUCAAAAUGAACCAAUAUGCCAUUUCCGAGGACUUGAGAAGAGUUCGACACGACAACAAGAUGUUGUGGCAAGAAAACUAUCUCAAUCGCGAGAGACAACAAGUGCAAGGACGCACUCUAGACAAGGUGUUGAAGUUUCUUGCUGCCUCCUACGGCAAUAAAAACAACAACAAGCUUAUGGAUGCAAACAAUUUCCCGCACCAAGGUGGGAGAAACUCUCCCAUGUUGCACAGGGCGCAAAGCCAACCACCUGAGGAGCACGACCAGCAUCGUAGUAAGCAGAAGAGUGCGCAUGCCAAAGACGAUGAGCAUAUAUCACCAACAUACCAGUCUCCAACAUCGUCCGAGACUCUGCUGGCCCGGCCACAGAUGCGCUACAAACCAAGACUACUCAUUGCCAACCGCGCUUAUUCUCGAAGACCAUCAAUGUCAAGGGCCCAGUCUUCUCCUGCUUCUAUUGAGGAAAUCAUUAGGUCGCACAACAUGCCCGACCCGGCCGAGGCCAGUGUCAAGAACAUGUACCAGCACUGGGUAAACCAAGAGCUGGCGUCGUCGCCCCGUCUCUUGUUCCCCGAGUUGAAUGCUCCCGUUUAUGAUAAUAUCGAGUCUGAAUUGAAAAGCUCGGGCCAGUCGAUUGAGCAAGUGCAAGAUUGGAUAGAGAAAUUGAGCCAGCAGCAAGAAGCUACGUUGGCGGCCAAUAACGGCGACACGAAUAAUAGAGAAUCGUUGGAUCAUUUCAACAUUGACGACUAUAUUCAGAAUGGAAGCCCCGCUGCUUACCACCAGCAUUUCUCACCAACGCCUCAUCACCCUCAACCCAAUGGCGGAAUCUACUCUAGUCAAGCAUCUUCAGGCAGGAAGAGAACGAUUCAGGAAAUUUACGAUGGUAACGACGAGUAA